CUUCUCAUGUCAAGCACCCUUGCCUGCUUUGGCUGGCGAGCCAAGACGGCCAGAUGAGGGCGGCCAAGCGUCGGGAAGACAAUCAUGUUUGAUGUAAUGGCAGCCCAGCAUGCCCGGUGAUCCCCCACCUCACCGAUCGCGCCGCCAUGGCUCAAUCCCACACUCCCCACGGCCCGCCAAGCCCACUUUGCCCCGUGCAAAGCUGGAGCUCCCCACGCCGCCACACGCUCGCUUCGGUCCUGCUCGCUUUUUUCCAGGUGGGCUUCGCCACCCGCCGUCGGGGGCAGGGCAUGGCUGCCCUUGGGAAUCCAGUUGAUGGAGCACGGAGAAGGCCACCUCCAGGCAGCCAGCGUGCAUGUAUCGACGGAUACCUGCGUCGAGCGACGUGCCUGGGCUGAGGAAGGCAUUUGCCGGCGCUUCUGCCAUGCACAUCAGAAGCAGUCGGAAGCCCAUCACAGGUACUUGCUCGCUCACACCCCCUAGCACCCUCUCCGCCUCUCCAUGCCCUAUCGCCUCGCCGUCAGCCGUCGAGCCUACGUCUUGUCUACCCACGCUGCGCACCUUGUCGGCACGGCGUGCAAUAUCGACCUGCCUCCAAGGUCCCGUAGGCGAUGAGGGUAAAGUGCCUCCUCCUUCCUCCUCCAGCCCACACGCCCCUCCCCCCGUCUCAGCCCUGGUCCCGACGAGGUAUCCCUCAUUACCAAGGGACAAGCCCCGCUACCUUACGGCCCUGCCGUCCCCGGGUAUUACGCUAUGAGAUGGUAACCCUAGCUAGGCCCCUACACACUAGCGUCGAUUCCCACACCCCCUUCCCUGCUUGCCAGGAGGUCAGUCCCUCUGACGAGCGUUAUCUCGCAGCUUGUCGCGACCGCACCCGGCCCUUUUCUUCCAACCCCACUCGCCUUCGACUGCUGCUCCCUUGCUAUCCACUGGCUCAUCGCUAACCAGAGAGACAGUUGGCCUGCUUCUCUCUCGUCCCCUUUUCCUACCCACCUCUUUCGUCUCGGUCUUGCGCCUAUUGAGCCUUGACAUUUUACUUCUCGGCCUUGGUGGUGUCUCCCUGCCUUAUCCUGCCUAGGUACACCCCUUCCUCACUGACACAUACCAAAUCUAUCGCGGCCUCGUUGCGAUUGGGUCGCGGAAAGCAUCCAUCUUCCAGCCGACCCCCUUGACCGCCGCCCUAUCUCUUGCCUUUCCUACCCCGGGCUCCAUCUUGGACAGACCCCUCCGGUGUCCUUUCCUGAAGACUUGACGGUACUCCUGUCGAGUUGCCCGAGACCAGUCUCGCCGCAACCCUUAUCAGUGUCAUCCGCACGGACCAGAUCGCCUGUCCUGUCCCUGUGGCGCCCUAUCGUGAUCGAGGGCAAACCGCGCCAGGGCAGGCCUGGGCUCAGGUUUCCCAUCGGUGCCGGAUCCGUUCCCGGCCUUGAACCAUAGGCCCAGCCAGAAACGCCAACGCCCAACCACGACGGCAGGCUUCCCGCCGCAUAAUAGUGCCGACGCAGCCGCCCCGUUAUCUUUGGCUCGCGCCGUGCCUGGAUUCAAAGAAGGCCGUUGUCCUCUGUUGCGCACCUUGCCGCUCCGCCCAGAGCACAUGGGCGGCGCCCUCCAACCGAGUCACCGCUGGUCCCACUAACACGAUAUCUCGCCAUCCCGUCGCCAAGGGGUAGAGCCGCCCCCCAGUCCGCCUCUAGACUCACAAAAGCCCCCCCAUUCCCACUCUCCCGCAUUCUGGCGGCAACCCCAUCCUACCCACCUUGGGCAUUCACGCCCUUUCCCCUUCUUUUAUUUUCCUCCCUCGCUCCCUUCCUCAAUAUCCCUUUGAGGUCGACGCAGCCUCAUCCCUGUCCCAGUCUCGGUUCCAUGGACGACCCCAAGAAGAAGAAGAGGACCCACGCCGCUUUCCCGAAUGCAGUGAUGCGUAUCCGAUAGCAUCACUUGCUUCCGCCGCCUUUUCCCCCGCCCAACCAUUGUUAGAAGCGGAAACUCCCGUCAGACCAAGGAUCCCCGUGCUUGCUCCGGUUCUAUCGCCUCUUGCCUUCAGGGAGCUUCCCCUUGCGCACAGGGGCGGGCGACCGCUGGGUGGAUCGGCCUAAGCAGCAUCAGUCAAUAACUACCCGAACAGGCCUGUGCCGAGUAUCCCUCUUCCCAGACUUUUUACAGCCGCAAACUCGUCAUGUCGAGAUCGACCAAGUCAUCGCCGUCGCCGCCACAAGGGCCGGCAUCCCAACCAGGGGAGCCCAGACUCCCUCAGGGCUCCUGUCACUAUCUCCUCCCACAGCAGGAGCUCAAAGGCCAGCGCUGCGGUUGUGUGCACUUCACCCUCAACAAAAACAUACCCAGCGCCGUCUGCGUCUGUGGACAUCAGUCAUGCUUUCAUACCAACGAACCGUACAUGCCCGAGCGUGAUUAUCUGGUCGGCAAGCUCAGGGCCCUGCAGAUCAAUUUCGCCACUUUGGAGGAGAGUUUUGUCUCGAGGCUCAGUGCUCUGGAGGAGGUGGUUGACAAGAGCAGGGAGGAAGCCAGUCUCGAGAUCAAGGGCGCGUAUCAAAAUCUGAGCCGGGCAUGGCACUCAAUCAACGAAGUCGAGCGACAAACCCACGAGGCUCAGAUUCUCUUCAGCCGUCACGGAGAGAGGAUCGAGCACGUCGAGGACGAGGUGCGGCGCCUCGAUAACCGGCAGCUCGAGCUGAAUGAUGCCGACAUCGGCCUGGAGGAGCGCAUCGAGGCUCUCGAAGAACUGGACGAGCGCGCGACACCCACGACGAGGUAUCGAAGGACUUCAGAGAUGGACGUGCCCAUGUCAAGCCACCCGGUCAUCGAUGCGCCACUGUUUCCUAGAGCCCACACGGCAGCUCCGGCGAUAAGGCCUCGCAGGCCACCGACGUCGGCGCCUGAGGGAAGCAAUCUUUGGACCGUCCACAUCUCGCUUCUCCCAGCCUCCACUCUUCCUUUCCCGUUUGAGCGGAACACGAGUGCCUACAAGCGGUGUCUUUCCCGUGGCCUCCACCAGAUGGUUGUGAUCAAUGGCCGUGAUGCCGAGUCGUUCAACUCGGCCGUGUCCAAGGCCUUCUCCAGUCUCCUCCAGGGCCGUUCGUGGAUGCCCUUGCAGGCGGAACUCUGCAACGCCGAGACGCUCCAGGGGCUCCCUAUGAUCCGGCGGCUCGAUGAGUCGCUGAUCCACGGACGAUACGACUUUGAGUUCCUGCGAAAGCACUGUGCGGUGCUUGACAGCAAUGGUCUGAUCGAUUCCCUCUACAUCGCCAUGCGGUUCGAUACCCUCUCCUGGCACGCUCUCCGCAGGGCGCCCGUUUUCAUGCCGGGGCUUGAAGCAUGCUGGGCGCUGGAUUCCGUGCUGGAUCAAGACGACGACGCUAUUGAUGAUAGUGAUCGGCCCUCCGCUGGCGAGAUCCUGCUCCCUGCUCUGACUAACAACCUGAAGCGCGCUGCAUCAGAGAUGUCACACUCGUCAAGCUUCGGGUCGGCGACUGCGCCGGGAGUGGCGGCGGCAGCUGUCACAAGUGAGGGUGAGGGGUCCCGACCAAAAGUGGCGAGGGUUGUUCCUAACAUUACCGAGGAUCGAAGACGGGUUGAGACUGUGUGAAUCUUGAUCGCCACAUCGAUCAAGUAGGGAAGUAGGGAGCGAGCCUUGAGAAGGCCAUCCGCGGGAUCAUCACCGCCCUUGAUGCCGAUGCCCAACCACCGGGCCUCGUGCAAAUACGACGAAAUGACACAAGGAUCUGGAGUAGAGCGGGGGAAAGAAAGGAUGUCAUCGACUCCUUUUCCGGCUCAUCGUGGGGACGAUACUAGCCGCGACGGGACAGGAAUUAAACGUCUUUAAAGUAGAAUGGAGUGAUUGGAGAACAGGGCGUUUUAACUCUGGAAAUGUUUGGGGCUUGUGCCAUGGGAUUUACUGGCUUGAUUUAUUUGCUGUGAAUAUAUAGAUCGGGGAAGACCGCUUGGUGAAUAUGGUUUUUUUUUUUAUCCAUAUCCUUACAACUCCCAGGUGCUUACUACCCCUCUGACAUGGAGAAUAAGACAUGUGUUUACUGAG
Messenger RNA from Gaeumannomyces tritici R3-111a-1, 4054 nucleotides. RefSeq lists its product as hypothetical. The record is from RefSeq and is a predicted model, not a curated record. The transcript has a single exon. The coding region runs from base 2177 to 3604 and encodes 475 amino acids. Lineage: Eukaryota; Fungi; Ascomycota; Sordariomycetes; Magnaporthales; Magnaporthaceae.